Messenger RNA from Australozyma saopauloensis, 1080 nucleotides. It is a transcript of the gene MDG1, whose product is annotated as Mdg1p. The transcript has a single exon. NCBI's taxonomy places the organism in Eukaryota, Fungi, Ascomycota, Pichiomycetes, Serinales, Metschnikowiaceae. The record is from RefSeq and is a predicted model, not a curated record. The coding region runs from base 1 to 1080 and encodes 359 amino acids.
AUGCCUCAGGAGGAGAUCAAGCAACAGACAUUGGGUGAGCCAGGCAUUUUCGUGCCUAAGGACCCUGAGGCUUUGGCUGCUUUCGAGACUGUCAGAGAUGUAGACCCUAAGACUUUGAACGAGCCUGAGUUGACUGCUGAGGAGAAGAAGAAGCAAAAGAAGAAAUUGAAGAGAACCCAAUACAAGAACAAGCAGAAGGCCAAGAAGGCUGCUGGUGCCGGUGUUGCUGGGGCUGCUGUUGCCGGCUCUACCGACAGCACUCCUGUUCCUGAGACCGGUGUUUCGAGCUCUGAACUUGAGCCAGAGACCACCAACGACGAGCAGAAUGUCGUUUCCAAGGAAGAGGAGGCUGAGGCUGUUGCUGCUGCUGCCACUGCUGCUGCUGCCGCCGCUGCCUCGGUUCCUACUGUCCCACCUAUCGACAGCAAGGCUGUUGAGAAGGAGCUCGACGCCAAGAAGGACGUCGCCGCUGCCGCUGCCCCUGUUGCUGCUGCUGCUGCUCCAGUCGAGGCUGCUGCUCCAGUCGAGGCUGCUGCUCCAGUCGAGGCUGCUGCUCCAGUUGAGGCUGCUCCAGUUGAGGCUGCUCCAGCCAAGACUGAGGCUCUUGUUCCCGAGACUCUUGACCCAGCUGUCGUGGGUGCUGUUGCCCCAGGAACCUCUGCCAAUGAGGUUCACCAAGACGCUGAAGAGACCACCGAAGACCCUGUGGCCGUUGCCGCAGCUAUGGCCGCCAUCGAGGAGCCAAUCCCAAUCAAGGACACUGAUGCUACCACUGCCACUAAGGAAGUAGACGCUUUGCCAGUUAGCAAGAAGGCCGAGGAGGAGAUUAUUGUUGCCGAGGGUGGCAAGAACUCUAAGGAGGUCGGUGAGGAAAUCGCCACUGCCAUCGGUAAGGAGGUUGAAGAGAUUAACCCAAGUGCUGCCGAGGCCAAGGAGAUGGCUGAGCAAGCCAAGAAGGUCAAGGCCAGCAGUGGUACCGGCAACGGAACUGCUACUAGCUCUAGCAAGAACGAACCAAAGACUGAGACCAAAGAGAAGAAGAAGGGAUUCUUCUCCAAGCUCAAGAGAGUGUUCAAGUAA